Messenger RNA from Eucalyptus grandis, 1090 nucleotides. Its product is annotated as ras-related protein RABB1c. The transcript is spliced from 6 exons. Bases 250 to 885 code for a protein of 211 amino acids. Gene Ontology annotation, cellular component: Golgi apparatus. Lineage: Eukaryota; Viridiplantae; Streptophyta; Magnoliopsida; Myrtales; Myrtaceae. The record is from RefSeq and is a predicted model, not a curated record. Gene Ontology annotation, molecular function: GTPase activity; GTP binding.
CUCUCUCUCUCUCUCUCUCUCUGCGCCUUGCCGGGGAAGAGGGGUGGCGGAGAAGCAGGAGACACGACAGCGAGGAUCCUCGCUGGCUCCGAAACCUCGUCGAAACCGAAGCGCAGACGACUCUCCCUUGACUCUCUCUCUUCCUUCCUCUCUCUCUCUCUCUCUCUCUCUCUCUAGCUUCUGCUUCUCCGAUCGCGCGCGCGGCGGCGUCGUCUCCGUGGAGUCGCGAUCCGCUCGGGCUCCUCCGCCAUGUCUUACGCUUACCUCUUCAAGUACAUCAUCAUCGGCGACACCGGAGUGGGGAAAUCGUGCCUUCUCCUUCAGUUCACGGACAAACGUUUCCAGCCCGUGCAUGACUUGACGAUUGGGGUUGAAUUCGGGGCCAGGAUGAUCACUAUCGACAACAAGCCGAUUAAGCUGCAGAUCUGGGAUACGGCAGGACAAGAAUCAUUUAGAUCUAUCACACGAUCUUACUACAGGGGGGCUGCCGGUGCAUUGCUAGUCUAUGACAUCACACGGCGAGAGACUUUUAAUCACUUGGCUAGUUGGCUGGAGGACGCAAGGCAGCAUGCAAAUGCUAACAUGACGAUUAUGCUUAUCGGUAAUAAGUGCGAUCUUGCUCACAGAAGAGCUGUAAGCACAGAGGAAGGUGAACAGUUUGCCAAAGAGCAUGGUUUGAUUUUCAUGGAAGCCUCUGCCAAAACUGCUCAAAAUGUGGAAGAAGCGUUUAUCAAGACUGCCGCGGCAAUUUACAAGAAAAUCGAGGAUGGUGCUUUGGAUGUCUCAAAUGAGUCUUAUGGAAUAAAAGUUGGAUACGGUGGAGUCCAAGGACCUCCUGGCGGCAGAGAUGGUGCACCAGCUCAAAGCGGAGGUUGUUGCAAUUAAACACGUCAAUCCGACUUGCACAUUUUAGCCUCCUUUUAACUUCAAUCUCUUAUCUUGAAGUCCUUUGAGGUCAUCUGUCAUCUGAGAGCUUGACUUGUAAAGUUGCACUAGCUCAUUUUCUAAUGUCAACUGUAAGAUAGUUGAAUUAAAUAUAAUAAACACUUCAUCCACUGUCCAUUCUGUGGCAAAUGGAUUUUUGGUAAUA